AUGAUGCGAGACUUGGGAAUCCGCGAGGAGGACCUCGAUGAUGUGGUGUUCGAAGAAGAAGUUGCCCCUGAUCUGGACGAAAAUCGUUGGUUGCUGAUUGUUAGGGUUAACACGGAUAGGGAAUUUAGCAAGUUCUGGUUCUUUAAGAACAUGCGAUCAGCAUGGGAUCUUGCUCGCCCUGUGAAGAUCAAAACGCUUGAAGAUAACCUCUUCAUCAUGAAAUUUGCUUGCCUUGGAGAUUGGGAGAAGGUGACUACGGGAGGCCCUUGGCACUUCAGAGGAAACGCAGUGGUUUUUGCUGAGUAUGACGGGUUCACUAGGCCAUCAACGAUCGAUCUCAACAAUUUGGACAUGUGGAUUCAGAUUCAUGACCUUCCUGUCGGCUAUCAAGGUACGAUCAAAGCUCUGUCAUCAAAAGUUGGCAAGUUCAUCUCCUUAGAGGCCCCAUCGGAUGAUUUCGUUGGAAAUUUUGUUCGCGUUCGGGUUACCGUGGAUGUGCGAAACCCUCUGAAGAACCAUGUAUCCUUAUCACGUGCUGGUCGGAGAGAAAUCUUCUUAGUAAAAUAUGAGAAGUUGCCGACAUGGUGUUCUGUUUGUGGUAUGCUGGGACACACGUAUAAGGAGCAUGGCGACGGGAUUCAUCCACCGUCUGCCCUUGUUUUCAGAAAUCUAAGGGCGAGUUGGAGUACGAAGCAAGGAAAUCAACCUGCAGGAGGGCGUGGAAGGGGUCGUGGACGCCAUGGUGCUUCUGGUCGAGGUGGGCGCGCUGGUGGUACACGUGAUGACCUUGGUGAUCAGUAUGAUGAAGAGAUGUAUCAAAAUGAUUACGAUGAUGAGGUUGAUGAUCUGAAUCGGGGCCUUGAACAGUGCCACAAUUUUGCAAAGGACCCGAAAGCUAAGAGACGUCUCCAGUUAGAGUUAGAGUCUGAUGCAAAGAUGUUGGCAAUUGAAGGAGCAACAAAGACUGAUCUUAUUAAUGUGAAGAGUGGAAAAGAAACGGUGGUUGGUGAUCUGUCUCACUGUAUUCAAGAUAAGCAAAAUAUUCUGUCGACUUCUCCCUCGACAGUUCAGGAGAAGAAGAGACCUAAGAGGAAUGGUGGAGGUGACAGUUCUGAACAACAAAAAACAGGAUCGGCGGACUUCGACAUGGAGUCCGACCGGGAGCAAUGA
Lolium perenne is the source of this 1170-nucleotide messenger RNA. The record is from RefSeq and is a predicted model, not a curated record. NCBI's taxonomy places the organism in Eukaryota, Viridiplantae, Streptophyta, Magnoliopsida, Poales, Poaceae.